UCCCCGUGGGCCGAGGCAAGAUGGCGGUGGACACCGCAACCGAGCUGCUGUUUUUAGACACCUUCAAGCACCAGAGUGCGGAGCAGAGCACCAACAUCGAUGUGGUUCGAUUUCCCUGCGUGGUUUACAUCAAUGAGGUCCGGGUCAUCCCUCCAGGAGUCAGAGCUCACACAAGCUUGCCUGACAAUAGGGCCUAUGGAGAGACAUCUCCACACACAUUUCAACUGGACUUGUUUUUCAACAAUGUCAGCAAACCCAGUGCCCCUGUUUUUGACAGGCUGGGCAGCCUUGAAUAUGAUGAAAACACUUCCAUUAUUUUCAGACCAAAUGCAAAGGUCAACACAGAUGGAUUGGUUCUGAGAGGGUGGUACAACUGCCUGACUUUGGCAAUCUAUGGCUCGGUGGACAGAGUAAUAAGUCACGAGAGAGAGUCGCCGCCUCCGCCCCCGCCUCCGCCCCCACCCCCCCAGCAACAGCCUGGUUUGAAGAGAAACCCAAAGCAUGCUGAUGGAGAGAAAGAAGACCAGUUCAAUGGCAGUCCUCCAAGACCACAGCCUAGGGGACCAAGGACACCUCCAGGCCCUCCUCCUCCUGAUGAUGAUGAGGAUGAACCCAUCCCAGUGUCAGUGGUUGGGGAAAAAGAAGAUGAUGUGGACCACAGGGAGGAUUACUUUGAGCCCAUCUCUCCUGACCGAACAUCCAUUCAUCAGGAAAGCCAGUACUCUGAUGAUGGAGAAGUGGAGGAGGAUCAGCCAGAGGAAGGAGAUGAUGAUGAUGAUGUGGAUGUUGAGGAGGAUGAGGAUGAUGACGAUGAUGAUGACGGGCAUACAGUGGACAGUAUUGCUGAUGAGGACGAGGAAGAAGAGGAAGAAGAUGAAGAUGAAGAAGAGGCUGAAGAGGAGGAAGAAGGUGAAGGGGAUGAUGGAUAUGAGCAGAUUUCAAGCGAUGAAGAUGGAAUUGCUGAUCUGGAACGUGAAACGUUUAAGUAUCCGAGCUUUGAUAUUGAAUAUACUCCUGAGGAUCUGGCAUCUGUGCCUCCUGUGACAUAUGAACCUUUUGAAAGGGAGCUUGGACCUCUUUUGUACUUCACCUGCCCCUACAAGACUGUGUUUGAAAAUGAAGUUGCUAAAAUCAAGGACCAGGACCCAGAGAAAGAAAAUUCCGGGGCAGUGGAAGCCUCAGUGAAGUUAACUGAACUGCUGGAGUUGUAUCGAGAGGAAAGAGGUGCAAAGUGGGUGACUGCUUUAGAAGAAGUCCCCAGCUUAAUAGUCAAAGGAUUGAGCUACCUGCAGGUGAAAGACACAAAGCAAGACUAUAUUACCCAGCUAGUAGACUGGACCCUGCAUGCUUUGAAUCUUCAGGUAGCUCUCAAACAGCCAAUUGCUUUGAACGUCCGACAGCUCAAAGCCGGCACGAAGCUGGUGUCGGCUUUAGCAGAGUGUGGGACUCAAGGAGUAACAGCACUCUUGCAGGCAGGAGUUAUCAAUGUCUUAUUUGAACUGCUCUUUGCAGACCAUGUAUCAUCCUCCCUCAAACUGAAUGCUUUUAAAGCUCUGGAUAGUGUUAUUAGCAUGACUGAGGGAAUGGAAGUGUUUCUAAGGGGGGGUGCAGACGUGCACGAAAAAAGUGGUUAUCAGAAGCUCUUGGAACUGAUCCUGCUAGAUCAGACUGUGAGGGUAGUUACUGCUGGCUCUGCCAUUUUUCAGAAGUGCCACUUCUAUGAGAUCCUUUCAGACAUUAAAAAGGUGGUUGAUCAGCUAGCAGAGAGCACUCCUUCUCUUCCUAAUCACACGGAGCAAGAACAGGAGCAGGACAUGGUAGGGCUUGAAAGAACCAACCAGGAAUACGAGAACGAUGUGGAGACUCCUAUGGACAUGGAUCAUCUUAUGGAAUCUUCCAAUAUAAGUGAAGGAGAGAUGGAAAAACUUGUCAGUCUUCUGGAAGAAAUCUUCCAUUUGAUGGAAACUGCUCCUCACACAAUGAUUCAGCCACCUGUGAAAUCCUUCCCCACCAUGGCACGCAUUACGGGCCCGCCAGAAAGGGAUGAUCCUUACCCUGUGCUCUUCAGGUACCUUCACAGUCACCAUUUCCUGGAAUGCAUCACCCUGCUGCUGUCUAUGCCAGUGACAGGUGCCCACCCAGGCGUGCUGCAGGCCGUCCGAGAGAUCCUGCGCUUCCUGGCGCAGUCACAGAAGGGGCUGCUCUUCUUCAUUGCUGAGUACGAAGCAACCAACUUACUGAUCAGGGCACUCUGUCAGUUUUCUGAUCCAGAUCAAGAGGAAGGUCUCCAAUCAGAUGGGGCCAAUGAGGAUACCUUUGCCCUGUGGCUGCUGCAUUCCACGCAGACCUUACAGUGCAUUUCGGAGUUGUUCUGCCACUUUCAGCGGUGCACGGCCAGCGAGGAGACCGACCACUCAGAUCUGCUGGGGACACUUCACAACCUUUACCUGAUUACCUUUAACCCCGUGGGAAGAUCUGCUGUGGCUCAUGUGUUCAGCCUGGAGAAGAAUCUCCAGUGUCUUAUUACUUUAAUGGAGUACUAUUCCAAAGAAGCUUUAGGAGACUCCAAGUCUAAGAAGUCAGUUGCUUACAAUUAUGCCUGCAUCCUGGUUUUGCUGGUGGUUCAGUCUUCCAGUGAUGUCCAAAUGCUGGAGCAGCACUCGGCGCCCUUGCUGAAGCUUUGUAAAGCAGAUGAAAAUAACACCAAAUUGCAAGAGCUCAGCAAGUGGCUUGAACCCUUGAAAAACCUUCGGUUUGAGAUAAACUGCAUUCCAAAUCUCAUUGAAUACAUCAAACAGAACAUUGACAGUUUGAUGACACCAGAUGGAGUUGGUCUUCCUACUGCCCUUCGUGUUCUGUGUCACGUUGCGUGUCCACCCCCCCUGGUGCAAGGUCAACAGAAAGACCUGAAAUGGAACCUUGCAGUCAUUCAGCUCUUUUCUUCUGAGGGAAUGGACACCUUCAUCCGAGUCUUGCAGAAGCUCAACAGCGUCCUCAUUCAGCCUUGGCGCCUGCACGUCAACAUGGGCACCACGCUUCACAGAGUCACCACCAUUUCCAUGGCCCACUGCACACUGACCCUGCUGAAGACCAUGCUGACAGAGCUCCUGAGGGGUGGCUCUUUUGAGUUCAAAGACAUGCGUGUGCCCUCGGCGCUGGUGUCCCUGCACAUGCUGCUGUGCUCCAUCCCUCUCUCGGGCCGCCUGGACAGCGACGAGCAGAAAAUCCAGAACGACAUCGUCGAUAUCUUGCUGACCUUCACGCAGGGGGUCAAUGAAAAACUGACCAUUUCUGAGGAAACUUUGGCCAACAACACCUGGUCUUUAAUGCUGAAGGAAGUUCUGUCUUCCAUUGUGAGAAUUCCUGAAGGCUUUUUCUCUGGGCUGAUACUGCUUUCGGAGCUGCUGCCUCUUCCGCUGCCCAUGCAGACAACUCAGGUCAUUGAACCACAUGACAUUUCAGUGGCCCUCAACACCAGGAAGCUGUGGAGCAUGCACCUGCACGUCCAGGCCAAGCUGAUCCAGGAGAUCGUGCGCUCCUUCUCCGGCUCCUCCUGCCAGCCCAUCCAGCACAUGCUGAGACGUAUCUGUGUCCAGCUCUGUGACCUGGCUUCCCCCACGGCUCUGCUGAUCAUGAGGACUGUGCUGGAUCUGAUUGUAGAAGACCUGCAAAGCGGUACAGAAGAGAAAGAGAAGCAGUACACCGGGCAGACCACUCGGCUGCUGGCUUUGCUGGAUGCCCUGGCUUCACACAAGGCUUGCAAACUGGCCAUUCUGCAUCUUGUCAAUGGAACAGCUAAAGGAGAUGAAAAGUAUGGAGAGGUUUUCCAGGAGCUCUUGGCUUUGAUGCGAUCAGCUGGGGACAACGUCACUCACCAGCAGUGUGCUGAAUAUGUCACUUCCCUUCUGCAGUCCCUCUGUGACCAGGACAUUGCCCUCAUCUUGCCAAGCUCAUCUGAAGGUUCUGUGUCUGAACUGGAGCAGCUCUCAAACUCCUUACCAAGCAAAGAGCUGAUGCCCUUGAUUUGUGACUGUCUGCUGGAAACCUUGGCCAAUUCUGAGAGCAGUUACAGCUGCCUGCUGACGUGCAUCCGGACCAUGAUGUUCCUCACGGAGCAUGACUAUGGCUUCUAUCACUUGAAGAGCUCUCUCAGGAAGCACAGCAGUGCUCUGUACACUGUGCUGAAGCGAGUCAUAACCAGCUUUAGCAAAGACACAGGUGAACUGGCCUCCUCUUUCCUGGACUUCCUGAGGCAGAUUCUAAACUCUGAGACACUGGCUUCUUGCUGUGGAGAUGAUGGAGGCCUUAUGGAAGCAGAUGGCUCUCACUCAGGCAGAACUGUGGGUCUGACUACUGCACAGCUGAAGCAUCUACUGCAGCACAAAGAAGAAACCCCAGAGAGCCUGCUGCUCGACCUGGAGAAACACGUGACGGACCGCUCUAAGGAAGAUGAUGGCCUGGAGUCCCUGCUGGACAACAUCGUCGGCGUGAGGCAGAUGUUGGAAUCGGCAGGGGACCCCUGUCCACUGAGUGACCUGGAUGUGGAGCCUGUUCUGGCUCCACCAGACUCUCUGCAGAAUUUGUUUAACAACAGGACCACCUAUGUGUUGGCAGAUGUGAUGGAUGACCAGCUGAAGUCCCUGUGGUUCUCCCCCUUUCAGGCUGAAGAAAUAGACACUGAUUUGGACAUGGUGAAAGUUGACUUGAUUGAGCUGUCAGAGAAGGGCUGCAGUGACUUUGACCUGCAAGCUGAACUGGAGAGGUCAUUUUUGUCAGAGCCAUCAUCUCCUGGCCGCACAAAAACCACAAAGGGCUUCAAGCUUGGCAAGCACAAGCAUGAGACCUUCAUAACUUCAAGUGGAAAAUCUGAGUACAUAGAACCUGCAAAGAGAGCCCACGUUGUGCCACCGCCGAGGGGAAGAGGCAGGGGAGGCUUUGGACAAGGGAUUCGCCCGCACGAUAUCUUCCGCCAGCGGAAGCAGAACACCAGCAGGCCUCCCUCCAUGCACGUGGAUGACUUUGUUGCUGCAGAGAGCAAAGAAGUGGUUCCUCCUGAUGGCAUCUCACCAGCCAAAAGGCCACCUAAAGUGUCACAGAAGAUUUCUUCUCGGGGUGGGUUCUCAGGGAACCGCGGAGGACGAGGAGCUUUUCACAGUCAGAACAGGUUCUUUACACCGCCUGCUUCCAAAGGAAAUUACAGUCGCCGCGAAGGCGCUCGGGGCUCAAGCUGGAGCGCACAGAGCACGCCCAGGGGAACCUACAAUGACAGUAGAGGUGGUCAAAGCAAUUUUAACAGGGGUCCCCUGCCACCACUGAGACCAUUAAGUUCAGCAGGCUACCGACCGAGUCCUCGCGAUCGUGCUUCCAGAGGCCGCGGAGGGAUCGGACCGUCUUGGACAAGUGCUAAUAGUAGUAGCAGUGGUGGCUCGAGAGGAAAGUUUGUUAGUGGAGGCAGUGGAAGAGGUCGCCAUGUACGCUCCUUCACGCGGUGAGGAGGAGGAGGAGGAUAAAACUUGACCCCUCAUGGA
Molecule: messenger RNA, 5528 nt
Organism: Dryobates pubescens (Downy woodpecker)
Lineage: Eukaryota; Metazoa; Chordata; Aves; Piciformes; Picidae
Gene: VIRMA
Product: vir like m6A methyltransferase associated
Exons: 24
Coding region: 21-5492 (1823 amino acids)
Cellular component (GO): RNA N6-methyladenosine methyltransferase complex
Molecular function (GO): RNA binding
Source: RefSeq, a predicted model, not a curated record